Molecule: messenger RNA, 612 nt
Organism: Saxophila tyrrhenica
Lineage: Eukaryota; Fungi; Ascomycota; Dothideomycetes; Mycosphaerellales; Extremaceae
Gene: GP1
Product: fungal class II heme-containing peroxidase
Exons: 4
Coding region: 1-612 (203 amino acids)
Biological process (GO): cellular response to oxidative stress; hydrogen peroxide catabolic process; response to reactive oxygen species
Molecular function (GO): heme binding; peroxidase activity
Source: RefSeq, a predicted model, not a curated record
AUGAAACAAGUCUUCGCCGGCUGUACCGAGCCCGCCCGAUCAUCCAUCAGAUUCGCGUUCCACGACUCGGCCGGCUACUCCAGCGUGACCAAGCCCUACGGUCCCGCAAGCGGCGGCGCAGACGGCUCCCUCCUCCUCAACGACGACGAAAUCGCCCGCACCGGCAACGCGCCCAUGCCCUUCGCGCGCACGCAGCUCAAGACGCAGUGGGAGGGUUUCAAAGACCAGAACGUCACCGCGGCCGACUUCGUGCAGAUAUCCAGCCUCAUCGCCGUCCGCAGCUGCGGCGGUCCGGCGUACAAGAUGCUCGUGGGUAGGGAAGACGACGACAACGCAUGUCCCCAAGGCACCCUCCCCGCCGCCUUCGGUCAGGAUUCCUCUUACGACGUCCUCGUGCAGCUCUGGGCGGAGAAGGGCAUCGAUGAGCGCGAACUGGCUGCCCUCAUGGGCGCGCACACCGUCUCUCGCGCCUUCGCGCAGCAGAGCAACGGUAUUCCUCCGCCGGAUGUCUGGAAUACCGCGUACGAUGCUGCGGCGUUUAAGCUUAGUUUGUUGGGGGUGUCGCGGGCGAAGAUUGAGGGGAUGGCGGAUCGCUCGGGACUGGAGCUGUGA